AUGGGCGCUGCGAGAGUAUCUCGUCUGCGCUGGACCGUCCCUCCUGCCGCCUUAGCGGCAUACACGGUGGGGGAAUUGGCUCAGAGCAGACCCCGGAAUCGACCCGAGCAAUUAGCUUACUUCACUACCUCCGCUGCUCGCUACGAUGUUGAUCGGGACUCGCAUUCCAAUUUUCCGUGGCAUAUUUCAGAUAAACAGGGCAACCAGGCCCCUCCUGACGAUGCAUCUGUCUGGGCCAAGAUUAUCCACAAACUUGACGAUGUCAAGCAUACUGUGGGGACAGGAGAGUGGGGGGAGCUGGGAGAAAACAUCACGAACUACAUUGUCCCCGACUGGGCACGAUUACUGCCAGCAACAGCUCAAAAGCUGCAACGAGAGCUUUCAUUGGCCCCUGGCUCGCUGGCAGACGACAUCUGGAAGGAAGCGCAAGACCCAGAACUCAACCCGGAGAUCCUCAGGGAUGCCAAAGUGCGGGUGAGCGGCGAUCUCUGUACAGAGGAACAGACAUUUAGGCGGAAUCGGCAACAGCAUUCUGUGAAGGCAUUGGCAUUCUACCUUGAUAUUCCCGAGGAGGACAUCCACCCGGAUGAUGUGCCAGUCAUUGCGAUGUGUGGCUCGGGAGGGGGCCUGCGUGCCCUGGUCGCUGGCACUGGGUCCUACCUCGCGGCGCAAAAUGCAGGACUAUGGGACUGUGUCACAUAUACCGCUGGGGUCAGCGGUAGCUGCUGGUUGCAGACUCUCUACCAUUCCUCCAUCGGAGGCCAGGACUUCAACAAACUUGUCGACCAUUUGAAGAAUCGUCUCGGUGUACACAUCGCAUUUCCACCAAAGGCACUUCAUCUGCUCACGACAGCCCCGACCAACAAGUACCUCCUUAGUGGGUUUGUGGAAAAGCUCAAAGGUGACCCCGGCGCAGACUUCGGGCUGGUGGAUAUCUAUGGCCUGCUGCUUGCAGCACGCCUUUUAGUGCCACGAGGAGAACUUGGAGUUUCGGAUUUGGAUCUGAAGCUGUCUAGCCAGCGCGCCAAUCUUUUGAGUGGGGCUCAUCCGCUUCCCAUCUACACUGCGGUGCGCCAUGAGAUACCCGUUCCUGACGACCAAUCUAAGGAGCAUGUGAUGCCCGAAAAGCUCAUGAGAGACGCAAGAAACGAAGCGUGGUUCCAAUGGUUUGAAUUCACACCAUAUGAAUUCUUUUGCGAGGAGCUCAAUGCUGGAAUUCCCACUUGGGCGCUGGGACGGCACUUUGAUGCAGGCCAUAGCCAGCUCCCUCCGGGGGAAUACCCCAUUCCUGAGCUGAGAGUCCCCGGCUUGAUGGGUGUCUGGGGCAGCGCUUUCUGUGCAACGCUAUCUCAUUAUUAUAAAGAGAUCCGACCAUUACUCAAAGGCCUGGCCGGGUUUGGGGGCAUUGAUUCUCUUAUUCAGGGCAAAGAUAAAGACCUGGUCCGAGUUCAUCCCAUUGACCCCGCCGCCAUCCCGAACUAUGUCAUGGGGAUGAAGGACCAGCUUCCAGCAUCUUGCCCGGAAUCAAUCUUCCACAGUAAGCAUUUGCGUCUCAUGGACGCGGGAAUGAGCAACAAUCUUCCCAUCUACCCCCUUAUUCGGCCCGGACGCAACGUCGACGUAAUUGUCGCCUUCGAUGCAUCGGCCGACAUCAAGCAAGAAAACUGGCUUUCUGUUGUGGACGGCUACGCUCGCCAGCGAGGCAUCAAAGGCUGGCCAGUUGGUGCAGGUUGGCCUAAGCAAGAAGAAAGUCUUGAGGCCGCCAAAGAGGCCUUGCGAGAGCCCCAGGAGAUCACCGGCGCACAGGUAAAUGAGAAAAUGGCCAAGGCUCAAGAUCAUGACUGGCCUCUGGACAGCGGUCUGCCCGGCUCCCCCAAGACCAGCCAGUCCCAUCAGGGGAAGACAGGCGCCGCAGACUCGGAUUUGGGCUACUGCAACGUCUGGGUCGGCACAAAGGAAGAGCGCAUCACCGAAGGGGAGCCGCCGCCGUCCAAACGCCUCUUCUACCCCCAGCAUACCGAUCAUUCCGACUCGGACUUCCACCUCAUGCGCCCCGAAGCCGGCAUCGCAGUCGUUUACUUCCCUUUGAUUCCCAACCCAUCGGCCCCAGAUCCACCGCCGGCUUCUGCCCCUGCAGGUCCUCGCGCCGCCGCUAAUUCCUUGCGGCAAAAUAGCUCGAACACCAAAGAUCCGGCUCAGCCCCUCGCGCCGCAUCCCAACUCGAUUGAUCCCAAUGUCGAUGACUUCUUGUCCACCUGGAACUUCAUCUAUACGCCCGAACAGAUCGACUCGGUGGUUGGUCUCGCCCAAGCGAACUUCGACCAGGGCAAGGACCAGGUUCGCCGCGUCGUGCGCGCCGUGUAUGAACGGAAGAAAGAGGAGGAGAAGGAAGAUCGCAAGCGCAUGGAGGGAUUUGUGCCCUUGUAA
This is a messenger RNA of Penicillium alfredii, 2427 nucleotides long. RefSeq names its product putative phospholipase A2 (PlaA). The coding region runs from base 1 to 2427 and encodes 808 amino acids. NCBI's taxonomy places the organism in Eukaryota, Fungi, Ascomycota, Eurotiomycetes, Eurotiales, Aspergillaceae. Gene Ontology annotation, cellular component: cytosol. Gene Ontology annotation, biological process: glycerophospholipid catabolic process. The transcript is spliced from 2 exons. Gene Ontology annotation, molecular function: A2-type glycerophospholipase activity. The record is from RefSeq and is a predicted model, not a curated record.